Messenger RNA from Cantharellus anzutake, 334 nucleotides. RefSeq lists its product as uncharacterized. The transcript is spliced from 2 exons. The annotation marks the transcript as partial. The record is from RefSeq and is a predicted model, not a curated record. Lineage: Eukaryota; Fungi; Basidiomycota; Agaricomycetes; Cantharellales; Hydnaceae.
GGCUUCCCCACCGUUGUCCCUUAUCGCCAGAUUCGGGCAUCAUAUGACAACGAAACUAUAACUGUCUAUCAAGCAUAUUCAGAUGAAAUAGGCAAAGCAGCAGUGGAACAUCAAAAAUUAUCCGCGUCACCAGCUUUCCAUUAUCAUCGUAUGACUUGGAUCAAACCAAGUUGGUGCUGGAUGAUGUUCGUCACGGUACCGUUCGGGGUACUCCACUAAAGAUCCACGUCAAACAUGCAUCCUUGCUAUAAAAAUGCACCACAAAGAUUUCCACCAUCUCCUCUCCCUUGCAUGUGUUGCGCAUCACACAAAACUCUCUGAUGCAGACCGACAA